Molecule: messenger RNA, 2148 nt
Organism: Aspergillus alliaceus
Lineage: Eukaryota; Fungi; Ascomycota; Eurotiomycetes; Eurotiales; Aspergillaceae
Product: Zn(II)2Cys6 transcription factor
Exons: 2
Coding region: 1-2148 (715 amino acids)
Biological process (GO): DNA-templated transcription; positive regulation of transcription by RNA polymerase II
Molecular function (GO): zinc ion binding; DNA-binding transcription factor activity, RNA polymerase II-specific; sequence-specific DNA binding
Source: RefSeq, a predicted model, not a curated record
AUGUUUGCAUGUGAGCGUUGCUAUUCUCGCAAGACGAAAUGUGACCGUCGUCUGCCCCAGUGCAGCUCAUGUACAAAAAGCCGAUCGCUCUGCCAGUACUCAAACAAGCGCAGAGACCGACACUUUCAACGAGGAUAUCUAACAUCAAUUGAGACGCGGCUCCAUGAGCUAGCGCGUGACAAUGAACAGCUCAGGGAGCAUCUAUCUAUCCGACAAGACUGUGGAGAUUCUAGGCCGGUUCAUCAACCUGCCAACCGACACAGUUUGCCUGGGUCUCGUCCGGUUGGCGCUUUACAUUACCUAACACAGCCUAUUGAUCCCUUGUCACGGACUCCGGGAGAGGAACUGUCCUACUUGGGAUCAAGUAAUGGCGUAGAUUUCGUCGACGUUGUUGGACGAGUUGUCGAUGCAACCCAUACUGGUGGCCUGUUCGGGCGAAUGAGCGCUAGCCGAGGUAUACCCAGGCGAGUAGCUCUCCCACCUAUACCUCAAUCUGUAGUGCUGGUGGAUGAGGCAUUGGCAAUGCCCUUGAUCAAGGCUUACUUCAGCCAUUGGCACCUCACCUUUCCGUUACUUCACCCAGUCGCAUUUAUGCAAAUGGUGCAGCGAAUGUAUUCCGAUCCCAGUAUCUAUCAGCGGAAUGCCGCAAAUGCUUUCGUCUUUGACAUGGUUCUGGCCCUCGGCUCGGUAGCGUCAAAGACAGUCGAGUGGUCUUUUGUGCAUACGGAAUCCCAUUUUACUCGCGCAUUGACUCAUCUAGGUUCCUUGUCGCAUCUGCGAGAUAUCCGAUUGCUGCAGGCAUUAUUACUAUAUUGCAAGUAUGGGAUCCAUGCGAGCCUGCGCGAUACCUCUAGCGACGUGUGGGAAGUUCUGGGUAGAGCCACUCAAUUGUGCGUUGAACUUGGCCUGCACAAAUAUAGCCUGUCCAUUUUACCAAAGUGUGAAACGCAUCUCACUGGGUCCAUACCAGCCUCAAUGCAGGUAGAACUCCAGCGAAGGUGCUUCUGGUGUUAUUAUAACCUGGAAAGGAUCGUGAGCAUUUCCCUCGGACGACCACUGGCUCUCCACGACGACGACAUCCAUGUACCGUUGCCCUCUGCGAUAGAUGAUGAUUCGCUCGACCGAGCCCUCAUGGAAACGCGCCCUCCCUGUCGAACAGUGUCUCCCUUUCUGCAUCAUGUUCGAUUGCGUAAAAUCCAAGCCAAAAUCCAUCGAUCUAUGUAUACCAGUCGUUUCACUCAAGCCCUACCUUUGCGAGAAAAGCAAGCUGUUCGAAGGGAGAUCUUCAGUGAGCUUCAAGCUUGGAGACACGAUGUUGCCCUUCUUCAACUGCCAUCAAUAGAUCAGUCAUCCGUAAUCACAUCAGUCUUUCUUCAUCCAAACUGGUACCAAGCUCUAUACUACAGCGGGUGUCUACUACUAUUCCGACCUUCUGCAACGUUUCCUGCCACGGAAGGGCACGAAUCUGACGAAGACAUCAAUGAUGUUUUACAAACGAUUUGGAGCUCAUCUCGUCAUGUAUUAGCUAGCUAUUUGGACUUGCUACGUUCUCGCCAUUUAAACUACUCUUGGGUAUGUUUAUAUACGAUAUUCAUGGCCGGGCUUGCAAAUGUGCAUAGUGUUGGUUGUUGCGCACAAAGGCGAAGCCGGGGGAUUCAAGCCUUCCUUCCAUCAUACCUUGAUGUUGUCUUAGAUGUCCGUGACUGCUCAAGUAUUUUGACGGCUAUAUGCGAGAGAUGGGAUGAUGCGCGGGUGUCAUGCGAUAUUUUUAACCAACUGAGCAUGAGUGCUUUAAAAGAGCUUGCCGCUGUAAGCUUUCAGCAGAAACAUGAAGCAACCGAAGUUCCAGAGGCGAAAUUGGGAAGCAAUAAUACGAUAGGACAACAGACAUCAGCGACUGCUGCGCACCAGCAAAAGGGGUCUGCGCGCGAUAAUUUCUCCAUGCUGUCAUAUGAAUCAUCUCUACCGGGUUGUACAGACCCAGCUACUACACUAGAUGGUUUCCUUGACGGCCAGUUGCCUAACUUGAGCCCUGUUGUUGAGUUUCAGCAAUUGUUUCAAGAUCUGCAAAGUUCCAUCCAUACGACCGACUGGGUGCAGGCCAACGAAGUCACGUUAGGAUUCUCGCAGGAGUGGUUUGAAAGAUAG